UCGUAAUUGGUCUACACGAGUAACUUAAAAAGCACGUGAUUUUAUAAAGUUAGACCCACUUUGUGAUUGUCCUAAAUAAGCAGAAGGUGGUCUGACUGUAACAUAAUAAAAUAUAUCUACAGAUAAGAUGGAAAUUUCAUUUCUUGGAAAGAAAGCACUUGUUACUGGAGCAGGCCAAGGAAUUGGUCGAGCUAUAACUCAAAAACUUGUGGAAUGUCAAGCAGAAGUGAUAGCUGUGAGUAAGACUAAAGCCCACCUGGAAGUCUUAAAAUCUGAAGUACCUUCUAUCCAAACUAUCUGUGUGGAUUUAUCCAAUUGGGAAGCUACUGAAGAAGCAUUAAAAAACAUUGGACCAGUGGACCUUUUGGUUAAUAAUGCUGGAGUAUCAAAAUGCCAGUCUCUGGGAGAUAUCACUGCUGAUGCUGUAGACAUGACAUUUUCAGUCAAUGUAAGAGCAGUAAUCAAUGUAACUCAGAUUGUCAGUGGGAUCAUGAAGAAACAAGGCAGAGGAGGAGCAAUAGUAAACAUUUCAAGUCAGGCAGGAAUGGUUGCUCUGUUGGAUCACUGUGUUUAUUGUGCAACUAAAGGAGCUUUAGAUCAACUCACUCGUUGCAUGGCUCUGGAACUUGGGCCUUAUCAGAUUAGGGUUAAUUCAGUCAGUCCAACUGUUGUGAUGACUGAAAUGGCUAAGGUUGCCUGGAGUGAUCCAGUGAAAGUUGCUGAAAUGAAGGCUAAGAUGCCUUUGGGUCGUUUCUGUGAACCAAAGGAUGUUGUUUAUCCUGUUUUGUAUCUGCUGAGUGACAAGGCUGAUAUGAUCACUGGGGCCAUUCUUCCAGUUGAUGGUGGAUAUACAGCAUGUUGAUAUAUAUAGUAAUAGUUACAUCAAGUAGCUGGUAUUCAAGAGCUUUACUUUUAAAUGUGCUUUUAAAGACUUACUAAGUUAUUCAUUAUAAUACAUAUAAUUCUGAUAUAUUAAAAUGCCAGUGUAUCAAAUGUCUGAAGCAUUGCAAAUUAAUAGAAAGAAACAAAUCUGUACAAUGCAUAUUUUCUAUCUUUUCUUAUGUCUUUGAGUGCAAUAUAUGUGGUUGUAAUGUUGAAAACAAACCAACAUAAUGGUAAAAGCAUUGCUUACCUGAUUCUGGAUACAGUAGUUUGUAUGAUCCAGCAAAGAUAACUGACUCUCACAGGUUAUCAAAGAAGUAUAAAACAUAGACAAAUCAUGUAAUGUUAAUAUAUGUGUGAAUAAAAAAAAAGAAUGCCAAAUUGUGCCAAUAUGCUGUUUCGGUUUUAUGUAGUAUACAACUAUAGAAAUAUCAAGAAUGGUGUAUCUUUUUUUUUUUUAAUGUUACAAAUGAAUUUGAAUAAAUGAGAACCAAACCUGAAUGAGAUUGAAAUCUACAAACAGACAGGCAGUUUCUUUCAAUCACCUAAAUUAACUCAUAUCAAAUGCUGCAAGUAUUUAUUUUCACUAUAUUGAUUUGUAAGGACAGAAUUUGGCAGAAGUCUUGAGCUUUCUCACUUCACCUGUAAAGUAGACUCCUUUUCUUGCUGUUAUGUUAGGUAGCACCGAGUUAAAUUUUUAACAGUAGAAAUAUUAAGGGUGAUAUGCCAUUAUUUUAAUGAUAAUUAAUUUAAUGCAGAAUGGUCAUAUUGAAUCAUAUGUAUCUUCAGCUUUUACUUCUUCAGAUGAAUCAUUAUGUUAAAUAUAGUUGUGUCACUAUACUUAACAGGCUAAAGUGACUCCCUUACAAGCUGUGGUAUGUGUGUUUACAAAUGUCUGGGAAAUAUAAAGAAAUAUUUUUAAUGCUUAUCUGCAUAUAAAUGUAUUUUAACUGAUAUCAAAUUACUUAUAAGUAUCUUACAAUAAUAUAGUUUGGGAAAACGGAUGUCUGUGCAUCGGGUUGCACUUAGCUGAACUAGUUUGUUUUCUCAUGGUCAGUUCUAAGUAGCUCUAUAUAGGGUACGGUCAUUCAGUUGGUUAAAAAUUUGUCCUUGAAGGUGCAAAUACUGAAAAUAUUGUUUACAAGGAAAUUUUGUAAACAACUUUUGCAAUAUGAAUUCAAUAGUCCUUAAUUUUUUUAUCAUGGUUUGAAAUAGCACAACUCAAUAUUUUCUAAAAUUUUGACAUGUUCUACUAGAAGAAUAAUAUAACUUGGAAAAAUGAUGUCUGUCCAUUGUGUAUAAAUAUAAAGAAGAGAAAAAUAAAUAUUUAAAAAAUAAUACAUGUAUAGGUGCAAUGCCUACUAUGAGUAUUUGUUGUUAAAAUUUAACAAAAUAAUUUUCUACUGUAAAGUUUUUAAAUAAUUUUCAUGUAAUGUUAUAGCAUCAAAAUGAUUUUUUAAAACCAAUUUUUGGAGUAUUGUUUAUUUCAUUUUAUGCAAUUACAAAAUGUUACACUUAAAUUUUAUAGGAACUGCAUAUGCAAUAAACAUGUUUUAACCUAUUUUGAUGAUACCUAUUCUUAUGAUACCAAAGUGCAAUU
Molecule: messenger RNA, 2482 nt
Organism: Limulus polyphemus (Atlantic horseshoe crab)
Lineage: Eukaryota; Metazoa; Arthropoda; Merostomata; Xiphosura; Limulidae
Product: L-xylulose reductase-like
Exons: 8
Coding region: 128-862 (244 amino acids)
Biological process (GO): glucose metabolic process; xylulose metabolic process
Molecular function (GO): L-xylulose reductase (NADPH) activity; carbonyl reductase (NADPH) activity
Source: RefSeq, a predicted model, not a curated record